Messenger RNA from Camponotus floridanus (Florida carpenter ant), 1835 nucleotides. RefSeq names its product pre-mRNA-processing factor 17. The transcript has 8 exons. Gene Ontology annotation, cellular component: catalytic step 2 spliceosome. Lineage: Eukaryota; Metazoa; Arthropoda; Insecta; Hymenoptera; Formicidae. Gene Ontology annotation, molecular function: protein binding; mRNA binding. Gene Ontology annotation, biological process: mRNA splicing, via spliceosome. The record is from RefSeq and is a predicted model, not a curated record. The coding region runs from base 51 to 1742 and encodes 563 amino acids.
UGUCUGACAUAUGACGCCAAUUAUUUGAUAGAGACCAAUAGAGAUACACCAUGGCUCUCAGCCUUCUUCGUGAUUACAACAGCAGCGAUGAGAAUAGCGAGAACGAAAAUGAAUCGUUUACUCUUAAUAAAUUAACAACGCCUAUUAAUUUAAAUAUCUGUUCUGCUCCAGACGUCGUACCUAUGGGAACAGAAUUGUGUAUAAAACAUGUGGAUCCUACCACUACAGAGAUAACAUCCAAUUUAAAGUUCGAGGAACUUUUUGGACCAGAGAUUGGCCCAGAAAAUCCAUUCAAAACGCAGCAGCAGCGCGCAGUAAAAAAUAUGCUUUCUGGAUAUGUAGAAAAUGCACAUAUUAGUCCUUUUCAGUUUGAAAAUCAAAGAAGGACGUUUGCUAGUUAUGGAUAUGCAUUAGAUCCAACUGUAGAUGGUAGUGCAGAUGAAGGUAAAGUGAUAAUUGGCUCAAAAGAGGCUGCCGAAGAAUCAGGUGGUAAAACUGUUUUUGAAAAUACUACUCUAAGGCCAUCGGAUAAGCGAAAAAGGAACAGAAAUAGCGAUCCUUCAGAUAUAGAAGGUUUCUUAGGGCCUUGGGGAGGCUACACAGACGAAAAACGAGUUAUAAAGCCAAGUGAAGAAGAAGCUGCUGAAUUGGAAGAAAUACUAGCAAAACGAAACAAACGAGGAAAACAGAUAGAAGAAAAGCCACUUGAUGAAAAAACAGUAUUACACAUUAAAGACUACGUGGAUUAUCAAGGACGCUCGUUCUUACACGCACCUCAGGAUGUAGGCAUAAACUUGAAAUCGGAAUCACCUCCCGAUCGCUGUUUUUUACCGAAAGCGCAAAUUCACACUUGGGAAGGCCAUACAAAAGGUAUUUCGCAAAUUCGAUGGUUUCCACGAACCGCGCAUCUGUUACUGUCUUGUAGCAUGGAUUGCCGAGUAAAGUUGUGGGAAGUGUACAAGGAUAGGAGAUGCGUCCGUACAUAUUAUGGACAUCGUCAAGCGGUACGGGACAUAAGUUUCGAUAAUGACGGCAAACGAUUUUUAUCAGCGGCUUACGAUCGGUAUGUGAAACUAUGGGACACAGAAACGGGAGCUUGUAUCAGUCGUUUUACAAGUAGAAAAAUUCCAUAUUGUGCCAAGUUCAAUCCUGAUCCAGAUAAGCAGCAUCUUUUCGUAGCUGGUACAAGUGAUAAAAAAAUUAUUUGUUGGGAUAUACGUUCCGGUGAAAUUACUCAAGAAUACGACAGACAUCUAGGGGCUGUGAAUACUAUUACAUUUGUCGAUGAAAAUAGAAGAUUUGUCACAACGAGUGACGACAAAAGUUUACGAGUUUGGGAAUGGGAUAUUCCAGUGGACAUGAAAUAUAUAGCUGAUCCGUCAAUGCAUUCUAUGCCAGCAGUAACACCGUCGCGAAAUCAAAAAUGGCUUGCAUGCCAAAGUAUGGAUAACAAAAUAGUCAUAUUCUCGGCGCUAAAUAGAUUCAAAAUGAAUCGAAAAAAGACUUUUACGGGACACAUGGUCGCUGGAUAUGCAUGCGGUUUGGAUUUCUCUCCAGAUAUGAGCUAUUUGGUAUCGGGCGAUGCAGACGGAAGAUGUUACAUAUGGGAUUGGAAAACUACGAAAUUGUAUAAAAAGUGGAAAGCACAUGAUGGAGUUUGCAUCGAUGUCUUGUGGCAUCCGCACGAACCUUCCAAGCUCGUUACAGCUGGUUGGGAUGGAAAAAUUAAAUAUUGGGACUAAUAGAUUACUUGGUACUUUAAUUUUUAGAACUGCAUUUUAUAGACGCUCUUUUUUGUAUUUUAAGCCAAACUGUGUACAUAAUAAAUCAUUUAU